AUGACGGUCGAUCAAUAUUAUGACCGGGAGGUGCAAAAGAUCUACGACACCGUAAUCACCGAGGUGGAAAAGGACAAGAGCAGAAAGUUCUCCUUCGCCGAAACGGGCUUUUUGAUGCGGUGGGUGGAGCACAACCAGACUACCGUAUCCCGCCUGCAAAAACUCGUUCAGAAUGGCCAAAUUGAGCUGAUCGGCGGCGGAUGGGUGCAAAAUGAUGAAGCCGCCGCACACUAUGUGGAUAUCAUCGACCAGAUGACGUUAGGACUCGAGCAUCUAAAGGUGUUGUUCGGACCGAACUGCAGCCAGCCGAAAGCCGCGUGGCAGAUCGACCCAUUUGGGCACAGCCGUGAAUUCGCUAAUUUGGCUGCGCAGAUGGGCUACGAGUCGCUGUAUUUCGGGCGUAUCCACUACGUCGACCGCUCCCUCCGCCAUUCCACGAAAAACAACGAGUUCAACUGGAUUGGGUCCGAUGAGCAAAAGACCUCGCUGCUGACGGGGGCGCUUUAUUGGGAUUACUCGCCGCCGAGUGGCUUCUGCUUUGACAGCGGCUGUAAUGACGAGGAGAUUCAGGACGACCCGAACCAACCAGGCUACAACGUCGUCCGCCGCGCCCAGCAAUUUCUCAGCUACGUCACUGAACAGGCCAGUCACUACAAGACGAAGAACGUCAUCCUCACCAUGGGAAUGGACUUUAACUAUCAGAUGGCCGAGAAGUGGUACAGGAAUCUCGACAAGUUGAUCAAGUAUUUUAAUGCUAAUCCGUCGAUGGGACUGAACCUGCUCUACUCUACGCCGGCAUGCUACACGAAAGCCGUCCAGAAAGCGCAGCCCGUGCUCACCACCAAAAGCGACGACUUCUUCCCCUACGCCUCGGCUCAGAACAGCUACUGGACCGGCUACUUCACCUCGAGACCGGCUUUUAAGGGAAUGAUCCGCCAGGCCUCCUCACUAUUGAAUCUAGGAAAGCAGCUAUCGGCCCAUUUCCUGCUUGGUGAUGACGCGGCGCUGGAGACGGCCAAACGGGCCAGCGGACUGGUUCAGCAUCACGAUGCUGUUACGGGAACAGCUAAACAAGUCGUCACUUAUGAUUAUCAGCAACGUCUUCACAAGGGAAUGAUCCAGUUGGAGACACUUGCCACCCACGCCAUCCAGUCCGCCACGCAACAAACUACAGCCCCGAAGCACCAGCUGUGCCUUGAGGCCAACGAGACGACUUGCGCAGCCAUUUUCAACAAGGCCUCGUACGUGGCUACCGUAUUCAACCCGCUGGGCCAGGCCUCGAAUACGGUAGUCGAGAUCCCCUCCUAUGCAACCCAGGCCGCCGUAUACGACUACGCUGGGCAACCCAUUACGGGUGCGCAGCUGGUCCUCGCGGCGUCUAGCCAGGCAAAUGCGGCUGAUGGGGCACCGUAUACACUCUACGUACCGCUACAAGUAGAUCCGCUCGGAUUCCGAUCGAUUUAUGUGGACACGAUGGCAAAAAAGGGCGCGCUCACCGUCCAGAAGCCAGAAACGCCGCUUCGCGACGCGACGUCGACCUUGGAAAAUAGCUUAAUCCGACUGGAAUUCAAUGUAGAUGGCUCAUUGGAGGCCGUCGUCGACAAGACCACCGGCAAUCGACAGCUUCUCAAGCAGCAAUUUUACUUUUAUGAGAGCGCAGGCCUCGGAAGUCAGCCAUCUGGUGCCUACAUUUUCCGCCCGUCCAAACAAAUGCCAGAGAUCAUCUCCGAAUCGAUUCAGCUGGAACUUAUUAGGGGCCCAACCGUAUUCGAAGCCCGGCAAAAAGUGACGGAUUGGGUCUCCCAAACGAUCCGCCUCCACGAAAAUCAAACGUUCAUCGAAUUCGACUGGGUCGUCGGCCCGAUACCGUAUGAAAAACUAAUCCCAACCGGAAAAGAGGUGAUCUCGCGCUACUCGACAAAUAUUGCGUCGGCCGGCAUUUUCUACACGGACUCCAACGGUCGCCAGGUUCUCAAGAGAACCCGCAACUCGUACCCGACAUUCCCGUUCAACAACACGGAACCCGUUGCCGGUAAUUAUUAUCCGGUCACCAAUCGACUUUUCCUCAAGGACGCCUCGACGCAGCUCACCGUACUCCCCGAUCGAGCACAGGCCGCCUCCAGUCUCGCCGAUGGAUCCCUGGAAUUGAUGCUCCACCGUCGCUGCUUCUUCGACGACCACUUCGGCGUGGAUGAGGCGCUGAAUGAACCCGGCAAGGAUGGGCGUGGCUUGGUUGUCAGGGGAAAGCAUACGGUAUUGCUGCAGGAUGUCAAGACAGCCGCGUCCACGCACCGUCCACUAGCCGUCGGCGUAUUCCACAAGCCGGUGCCAAUGUUCGCCGAUGUCCAGGAUUAUCCCACUUACCGCAAGAACUACCUCACCAGGUUUGCCGGCCUGAUCAAGGAACUGCCGGCUAGCAUUAAUGUGCUGUCACUGGAGCAGAGAAGCCAGAAUACCGUACUCCUCCGGCUUGAGCACAUUUUCCAGGCCAACGAAGAUGCCACGCUCUCCAGUCCGGUUACCAUCGACUUGAAGAAGCUCUUCGCCAGACUUACCGUAACCGCCGUCCAAGAACUGUCACUGGGCGCCAAUCGGAAUGGCCCCGGAACUGACUCCACCAUCACGCUAAAGCCCCAACAGAUCGGCACCUAUCUGCUGACCGUGCAGGGACGA
Molecule: messenger RNA, 2673 nt
Organism: Mesorhabditis spiculigera
Lineage: Eukaryota; Metazoa; Nematoda; Chromadorea; Rhabditida; Rhabditidae
Source: the annotation of a GenBank genome assembly